Molecule: messenger RNA, 1119 nt
Organism: Daldinia loculata
Lineage: Eukaryota; Fungi; Ascomycota; Sordariomycetes; Xylariales; Hypoxylaceae
Exons: 2
Coding region: 1-1119 (372 amino acids)
Source: RefSeq, a predicted model, not a curated record
AUGGGUACCGCCCCUAGAUCCCCCAACCCAGGAGAUAACAAGCAUAAGAAAUCUUCUUCUACUUCUCCCUAUACCACCACCACUACUUUCAUUAAUAAACCUUCCAAUAAAUCCUCCAACACUACCACUGCCAACCCUAAGAUUCCGGUGCGUCAGCCUACACCCACCACUUCUGGUAAUCAAGGCGACAACGACGCCCAUUCGGCAUAUCAGACUCCAGGCCCCGGAUUUAACCAUACCGUCGCGAACAUACCUGGUAUCGGAUUGGUUUACGACGGCGGACACUCCAAUCCCGUACACGGCUUCAACCCAGCCGCUGGUCCCCAACCUCCAGUGCAUCAUCAAACUCCUGGAAUUGCUCCUCCUCAGGUCCUGCCACCUGGUUUUGCCCAGAGCCCCUUUCAGUCUUUCCCUCAAUUUGGUCCUGUAAGCAACAGCCAAAACCCAGUCAUGGCAUACACCACCGGCUCCAUGCCCAACCAGGGCCAGCACUUCCAGCCUCCCGUGCCAGACACCACCUAUGGUCCCAUCCCGCACACUUACCAUCCCCGCUUCGAUAAUAAGCCCGCUCCCGGCCAGUAUGUGAUGAUUGAAGGCCAGCUCUACGUUGUCGCUUCUGGUCCUCCUGGCCCUCCUGGCGGUGCCCAAGUUCAAUACGUGCCCAUGCAACAGCAGCCGCAGUCUGGUGCUGGUGCACCUAUCGUGAUCCAGCAGGGUUCCCAGCAGCCCAUCUUCGUUCAAGGCCAGCCAGGUUUCCCCGCAGCUCCAAUGACCGCCCAGCCCGCCGCAUUUCCUGCUAUGAUGGCUCCGCUCGGUACCCCGGUAGUCAUUGGAGGUCCCCCCGAUGUCAUAGCUCCCGGUUCUGCCCCGGACGUGAUGGGAAUUGGAAAGACUGCAACCGAGAUUCAGAUGGAGCAGUACCACACAGCUCUCAAUACCGGGGCUCUUGAAGGCCAGGACAUCGCCCCUGCCGAUCCUGAUCCGUCCCGCAUGUACUAUUGCCGAGAGCUUGAUGGCGCAUGGACUCUCCGCAACCGUUUCUGUAUCGACAACAUGGGUGACUGUCGUUGGUACGUCAAGCCUGGCGGCAUCUUCUAUGCCGUUCGCUUAGCCGACUGA